Cannabis sativa is the source of this 1720-nucleotide messenger RNA. Its product is annotated as ras-related protein RIC1-like. Lineage: Eukaryota; Viridiplantae; Streptophyta; Magnoliopsida; Rosales; Cannabaceae. Gene Ontology annotation, molecular function: GTP binding; GTPase activity. The transcript is spliced from 8 exons. Bases 261 to 872 code for a protein of 203 amino acids. The record is from RefSeq and is a predicted model, not a curated record.
CAGAACUGUUGCUCAUAUAUUAGACAGUACUAAUUGGACCUACAAACCAAUUUAACCAAAUCAUUAACGGUGGUCCAUAAAAACUCCCAACAGAGAGACUUAGCUGCGUUUGAUUGAGUAUCAAGUCCUUCAAGUCUUCUUCAACUUCUGACUUUGUAACUUCUCAUACAUAUUACCCAAUAAUAUUUUUGCAACUGGAACGAAAUAAUUCAACGAUUCCUGAAGCGAGCAGCUGAAAAUCCUUCAUCCGUUACUAAGCUAUGAAUCCUGAAUAUGAUUAUCUUUUUAAACUUUUGCUAAUCGGAGAUUCUGGUGUUGGCAAGACAUGUCUUCUGCAGAGAUUUGCGGAUGACACCUACGAAGAAACUUAUAUCAGUACCAUCGGAGUGGACUUUAAAAUUCGAACAGUGGAACAAGAUGAGAAGACCAUCAAACUUCAGAUUUGGGAUACCGCUGGUCAAGAACGUUUCCGUACAAUCACUAACAGCUACUACCGCGAUGCUUAUGGCAUCAUUAUUGUCUAUGAUGUAACUGAUGAAGAAAGUUUCAAACAUGUCAAAAGCUGGCUGCAAGAAAUUGAUAAAUAUACCAAUGGAAACGUGAAGAAGCUCAUAGUUGGAAACAAGUGUGACUUAACUGACAAGAAAGUGGUUUCUUAUGAUACAGCCAAGGCAUUUGCCGAUGAGGUCGGGAUACCAUUCUUGGAAACAAGUGCUAAAGAUGCCACUAAUGUUGAACAGAGUUUCCUGAAUAUGGUUGCAGAGAUAACGAAUGGGAUGGUCCGUAAACCGGAAACUUCUGACAAACCUGCUGUUGUGUUGCCUAUGCAUGGCCAGCCAGUUACUAAAAACUCUUCCUGUUGUUCCACUUAAAUUAAUACUCUGUGCUGUUGGAAGAAGAGUACAACCAAUAUAAUCUGAUUUUUUUUUUUUUGAGUCAAAUAUAAUCUGAUUUUGGUUAUCCUUGAAGUCGUAAAAUUCAGCCGCAAACAUUGUUUUCCCAAUUGUUGAUUUAAUUAUGACUUGAAAUAAGACAGAGAAUCAUAAACAGUUCACACAGCCUAAAGAAACUCUAAUUAACUUCAAAUGAAUGAAAAAAAAAAAAACAAACAAACAAAAACCUCCGUUUAGCAAGUACAAGAAACUCCUUUAUUACCUUCCUGUAUGACCAUUUGGUGUUGUUGUCUACUUAUUCAAGGUGGAAAUUUACAGAAACAAAACCUUUGGCACCAUACUGUAAGGAGUUAUGAACUAGGAAGUUAAUUGUGUUCAGUUAGAAAGUCUAGCGUCUAGUUUAGGCAGUCAGUUACUGAAGGUCAAGUAGAUUAGUCAUGGAAGCAAAGGUAAGAGACAAAACAUAAUUUGUUUACCAUGUAAAUUUAAUUUAGUAUUCUCCAUUAGAACAAAAAGACACAUUAAGUCGAGAAAAAACAUAAUCUUUAUCCAAAAAUAUCCUAAUACUGAAAAACAUAAUCAUAUCCAAAAUUAAGAUUAACAACCUUAAUAAAGAAAUUCCAAAAUCCAUUCAACAUCUGGAAAUAAAGGACUCAAAAUCAGGUAAAACACACUAGGGCAUCUCUCACUUUCCACCACGGAUUUUCAGAGCUUGUCUGUUCCUCUUCUUCACACCAGACUUGGAUACCUUGAGGCUUCUGUGCACAACGCUCAACCUUGCAAGGGCUGCUUGCUUUAAAUCAGGUCUGUAGAAGUUAUCAGACACC